Messenger RNA from Ixodes scapularis (black-legged tick), 3760 nucleotides. RefSeq names its product zinc finger protein OZF-like. The transcript is spliced from 2 exons. Bases 72 to 1535 code for a protein of 487 amino acids. The record is from RefSeq and is a predicted model, not a curated record. Lineage: Eukaryota; Metazoa; Arthropoda; Arachnida; Ixodida; Ixodidae.
UCAUGUGGUCUCUUGCGUCCCUCUUGGUCGUACAAGACUCCCUACGAACCUGACCUUGGGCAGCAAUACGAAUGGAAGCGAUUCAGUCCUCAAGUCGAGGUGAUGGUGCCACAUUGUUGGGCAAGACCAGCUGCCCACUGAAAGUCACCAAGGACAUCUGGUUCAGAUGCUGUUCCUGCACGUAUGUCACCAGAGAUCAGCAUGGAAUUGUGAGCCACCUGGCUGCCCAUGGUGAUGCGCAAUCCAAGUGCCAGCAUCCUCCCAAGUCUGGCUCUAAGGUCCAAGUGCUCAGCAACACUCAAAAGCACUACAGUGAAAAGCGAUUUAAGUGCAAGCUUUGCCCCCAAGAGUUUGCCUAUAAUUCCAUUCUGACCCGUCAUAAUCGAACACAUACUGGUCAAAAGUCGUGUAAGUGCAAGCAGUAUCCCAAAGCUUUUGCUCAAAAAUCAAAUCUGAGAAAUCAUAAUCGAACACACACUGGUGAAAUGCCUUUUAAGUGCAAGCACUGCCCCCAAGCUUUUGCUAACAAUCCCCUUUUAACAAACCAUAAUCGAAUACACUCUGCUAAAAAGCCAUUUAAGUGCAAGGAGUGCCCCCGAGGCUUUGUUCGAAAUUCUUAUCUACGAAGCCAGAAUAAUUUGCACACUGAAGAAAAGCCAUUUAAGUGCAAGCAGUGCCCCCAAGCCUUCGCUCAAAAUUCCUAUUUGAGAAAGCAUAACCAAAUGCACACUGGUGAAAAGCCAUUUAAGUGCAAGCAGUGCCCCCAAGCCUUCGCUCGAAAUUCCCAUCUACAACGCCAUAAUCAAACACAUACUGGUGAAAAGCCAUUUAAGUGCAAGCAGUGCCCCCAAGCCUUUGCUCAAAAUGAUUAUUUGAGAAAGCAUAUCCAAAGGCACACUGGUGAAAAGCCAUUUAAGUGCAAGCAGUGCCCCCAAGCCUUUGCUCGAAAUUCCACUCUACAAAGCCAUAAUCGAACACACACUGGUGAAAAGCCAUAUAAGUGCAAGCAGUGCCCCCAAGCCUUUGCUCAAAAUGAUUAUUUGAGAAAGCAUAACCAAAGGCACACUGGUGAAAAGCCAUUUAAGUGCAAGCAGUGCCCCCAAGCCUUUGCUCGAAAUUCCACUCUACAAAGCCAUAAUCGAACACACACUGGUGAAAAGCCAUUUAAGUGCAAGGAGUGCCCCAAAGCCUUUGCUCACUAUUCCACUCUACAAAUCCAUAAUCGAACACACACUGGUGAAAAGCCAUUUCAAUGCAAGCUGUGCCCCCAAGCCUUUGCUCAAAGUUCCACUCUACGAAGCCAUAAUCGAAUGCACACUGGUGAAAAGCCAUUUCUGUGCAAGCAGUGCCCCCAAGCCUUUGCUCGAAAUUCCCAGCUACAAAGCCAUAAUCGAGUGCACACUGGCGAAAAGCCAUUUAAGUGCAAGGAGUGCCCCCGAGCCUUUGCUCGAAAUUCCAGUCUACGAAGCCAUAAUCGAUUGCACACUGGUGAAAGGCCAUUUAAGUGCAAAGAGUGCCCACAAGCUUUUACUUGAAAUUCCUAUUUGAGAAGGCAUAAUCGAACUCGCACAGGUGAAAAGCCAUAUAAAUGCAAGCAGUGCCCCCGAGCCUUUUCUCAUAGUACCAGUCUUGCCUACCAUUAUCGAACACACAGUGUUUAAAAAGCAUACAAGUGCAAACAAUGCCCCAAAAGCUUUGCUCAGAAUAGAAGUUUAUCUGCCGGAACCAGAUGGCACACGUGCGGAAUGCCUUGCAGUUGGCCCACAAGUUGAGCCUCCCCAUGUGUAAUCAUUUAACUCAUCCAGAACUUGAUGCCAUUUCAGUCAAAGGGUAGAGAUCCAAGAGGCAUCAUACUCUUCUUGAGGAGGAGGAGGAAAGAAUAAAAAGAGGAGGAAGGAAGGAAGGAUUAGGGAGAGAGAGGAGGAAGGAAGGAAGGAUUAGGGAGAGAGAGGAGUGAGUGAGAAGCGAAUUGGGAGAAAGCCCUCGAAAAUUUGUUGAGAGUAGAAAAAGAGGGGGACUUGCGGUUGGGGAGUUCCCGCGGCAAUUUGUUGUGGGAAAACAGACGAAUUGGAAUGCGAUAUCUUCGUUUCACGUGCUUAGGGCAUUCUAGCAGAUUUAGAAACUGUUUUUGGAUGUUCGACCAAACUCUGGUCGCUUAUUGUUACAGAUAAUGGGGUUAAUAUUUUUAAUACCCUCGACUCAGCGCACCGUGGCAGUUUGUGUGCGGAAUAGGAGCAGCCCUUUUUAAAUAAGUUUGGGAAACAAUUUUACCCAGAGUUCACCCAAUCCCGAAAAAAAUAUAAAAUUCACGUUAAAUAAAAUAACAAAACAACCCAAAUUCAAAAUGCUAACAACGCAGCUAUACGAAAUCAAAUCCAUUAACCUAGUACAUUCUUGAAAAUCUGAGCAAUAGCCCCAAUGUAAAGAGUGCAUGCUUAUUGCUCCUGUGCUCCUAAGAGUAAGAAUAAGUUCUGAGUUCAACCAAUUUACAACUCAAUACAAAAUCUUUUUCUUAGUUUAAUCUUGAAUCGCACCCCCGAGUGCUCUAAGGCAUCGGGUGGUGCUUAGCAACGAUAUCGAGGACUCGAAGGAAAGCAUCAUUGCAGCAGAUGGGCCAUCCAUCGACAUCCACCUCAGCCAGUUAAGGUGUGUCUGCAGCAUUGCAGCAGUCCUUAUUUUGCCAGCUGGCAUCCUCUCAUUCCUCCCGCUGCAGCCCCUCGCCUUUGGGAGCAGGUAGAGCUAGUCGAGCGUAUUAAAAAUAUUAACCCCAUUAAUUAACUGUAACAGUAAGCAACCAGCGUUCAGCCGAACAUCCGGAAGCAGAGUUUCUAAAUCUACUAGAACGCCACAACAAAGGUCAAGGAGGUCCCCCACCACAAAUCGCCGGGGGGACCUCCUUGACCGCAAGUCCCUCUUUUUUGUUUCGCAACAAAUUUCAGGGGCCUUCUCCCAAUUCCCUCCCAUACCCUCCUAUUUCGCUUUCUUUCUAAUCCUCCUCUCCUUCCUUCCCUCUUUCCUCAUUCUCCUCUCCCUCCUUUUUUCUUCCUCCUGGAGCGGAGUAUGACGCCUCUUGGAUCUGUGCCGAAUCAAAGUGUGCAUAUAACCGAGUGCAGCAUAGGUUCCAAAGGCUUUGCUCGGAUUAAUAUUUACUUAAGUGCCACGCUGAAGCCUUUAUGCGCAAUAAGCCUGACGAAUUCCAGCAGUGUCCGAAGUCAUUGUUUUGACGGUCUUGCCUGAUCGGGGACAUGCUAGCACACGAGGUUAACAAACCCUAAGGGCAUUUGCGUAAUGCCUGAACCAAGUGCCGUAGACAGAACGCAAGUGUGUGAAUGGGCCCUAAGAGCGAACGCUACCCAAAAGGGUCAACUUUUGAACCUUUGGCUUAGUAUGAAUAAAAAUUAUAGUAUAUGCUGGUAGUGGCGAGACAAAAUGCACCGCAAAGUUUCAUCUGUGUACAUGAAAUGUGAAAGAAAUUAUUGUUGUUUUUAUUAGAAACACACUGACAUAGUUUAGGAAAACUAUCGUUAGGAAACUAAUGUAACACCUGACAUUUUCCUUCACUAGAUACACAGCAGAAUGCCCGGAAAGUGCAACUGUGGGAACAAAAUUUCCAAAAAGUAAUUUAUUUAGUAGUAGUAAACAUAUUAAUUUACAGAAUGAUCAUGUGGUAUUUCGCUUAAAGAGACAAUGAAGACGAUUUUAUUUUUUUUUUUUUAAACGGUGUUUUAAUGCUUCUUGGGAGCAUAGCAUGCCGCCCAAU